AUGCUCCUGUUGGCCAUCUUCAACAUCGUCUACGCCACCGCGCAUCUGCUCGUGAUCCCGGUUACUUACAUCCACGGCUUUGGCUUCUGCUUCUACUCCUCUUCCUUUAUGGCCGGAUACAAGUACAUUGGCUACGGUUCCCUGCUCGGCUACUGCUCCCUCUUCGCCCAGUCCACCAUCCUGCUCGCCUACCACUUCAUCUACCGCUACGCCUGCAUUUGCAAGCCCAACUGGCUGGCCCUCAUCCACACGAAGCGCGUCAUCGGGCUCCUCAGCGUCGCCUAUCUGAGUUAUUUCGGGCUCUGGGUCACGCUCCUCGACUGGUUUCUCGUGAUCUUCGUCUGUGGCUGGAAGAUGAACGAAAAGCUGCGGAGUGCCGAAAUGUGCAGCGCCCGCGGGUACCGGCUGCAGAAGCAGCUCUUCCAGGCACUAAUGAUACAGUUUAUCGUGCCCAUCAUCCUCGAGUACAUCCCAUGCACAUCCAUCUUCCUGGUGCCGAUGCUCGGGGAGGAGAUCAACCUGGAAUGGGCGACGAUGUGCAUCUCACUUUAUCCCAUCUUCGAGCCGCUAGCUGUCAUCUAUUUCGUGAAGGUCGGAGCCGCC
Messenger RNA from Mesorhabditis spiculigera, 603 nucleotides. The record is from the annotation of a GenBank genome assembly. NCBI's taxonomy places the organism in Eukaryota, Metazoa, Nematoda, Chromadorea, Rhabditida, Rhabditidae.